Molecule: messenger RNA, 3540 nt
Organism: Sclerotinia trifoliorum
Lineage: Eukaryota; Fungi; Ascomycota; Leotiomycetes; Helotiales; Sclerotiniaceae
Source: the annotation of a GenBank genome assembly
GCAUGCCCCGACAUAUUGAACAUCUUCAUGGUGGUCUAUCGCAUACAUUAUGAUACGUACCUAGCCUUGCCCAUCGUCUAUGAAUCUUUUCUAAAUUGACAAUUCUUUUCUUUCAUACGACUUGAUCCGCCAAUUUAACCUCUCCGAACAAAAAUAAUUACACUAAGCCCUAUACUUUGCAUUUUAGUAGAUGAAGGGGGGUCUCUAGAUCAUCACCAGCAAAAACGCCAUGUUCGCAGGCUAUCAAAACCACCAAGCAAUAGCUAUCCCGCCAAAUUCAACAUACCCCUCAACGUCAUCGAUUCCCCCUCCCAUUGUCCCACCUAGCGGCCCCGAUGAUGUUCGGAGACAAUCAACAUCGGCUACUGCUGCAGCUCCUACUGGACUGAAUGCGCGGUCAUGUGUUACAUGCCGCAGGCGGAAGGUUAAAUGCGACAAAAAGGUGCCUUGCUCGAAUUGCACCAAGGCGCAAUCACAGUGUGUAUUCCCAGCACCGGGGCGCGCCCCUAGACGCCCUAGAGCUGGAGGAAAGCCGGUCAGCGAUCGAGAGGCAGAAUUGUUGAAGAGACUUAGAAGAUUGGAAGGAGUUGUGGAGGAACUCAGCGGACAAGUGGAGGUGGAACAUUCGAAGGCUUCACCAUCAAGCGAUCAUUCCUCCCCGCGCAAUAAUGCCGAGUCCAACGGCGGAUAUAACGAUAAAACUUCAAAAGUCAAAACGACUGGGAUAAACGAAGACAAUGGCAUCAAAAAGGGAUCUCUUGCAAGACCUUUCGACAUGGACCUUCCACCUCCGAAAGAUGCAUUUACUGUGACAGAAGGAAUAGGACGAUUAUUAUUGGAUUCAGGAAAGAGUCAAUAUGUUUCAAAUCCCUUUUGGGCAGAAUUAUCUCAGGAGAUAGCCGAGCUUCGCGCCAUGUUCGACGAGGACGAGGAAGAUAGCGAUGGAGACUCCCCGAUACCAGCACCAUCUUCCAUUACUCAGCCAGAUCAUCAGAGUUUUGUGAUGGGUUAUAGCUCUGCAGAUGUCGAUAUGAAGGCUUUACAUCCCUUGCCUUCUCAAAUACCUUUUUAUUGGUCAACAUUUUUGGAAAAUGUAAUGCCGCUGGUUAAGCUUCUCCAUGUGCCUACGAUGGGGAAGAUCAUUAAGGAGGUUCAACACAAUUUAGAUACCAUCAGCAGGAGCACAGAAGCUUUGAUGUUCUCUAUAUACUUUGCAACUAUCACUUCUAUGUCAGAUGAAGAGGUUUGUGGUAUUCAUUUUCACCUCUAAAAUAAACCCCAUUGAUACGAGCUAUGGCUGACAUCUGACAAGGUUGCUACCAAUUUCGGGGUGGAGAAAGAAACUUUGGUUAGAAAGUAUCGAUUUGGCACCGAGCAAUCCCUUGCCAGGGCAAGCUUCCUCAGUACAAACGAAAUCAUGACUGUACAAGCAUUUGUACUAUUCUUGACUUGCGUUCGCAGACAUGACGAUACUCGAUUUGCAUGGUCAUUAACUGGACUUGUCAUGAGGAUCGGUCAAUCACUUGGUGAGUUUCUAUGCCCCUUUUUCUUCGCAUAAUUUCUAACAAGAUCAGGCUUGCAUCGUGAUGGAGAGAAGUUUGGAUUAUCCCCCUAUGAUACGGAGAUGCGGAGACGACUCUGGUGGCAAAUAUGUGUUCUAGACGUAAGGGCAUCCGAGGACCAUGGGACUGACCCUUCAAUAUAUGACCAUACAUUCGAUACCAAAUUCCCACUCUCGAUAAAUGAUGCAGACUUAGAUCCUGAUGCAAAAGAACCGCCACAACCUCGAGAAGGAGUCUCAGAGAUGACAUUCGUUCUUAUUAGAUUCGAAAUUUGUGCUUUGUCGAAACGCCUUCAAUACACCCCUCCAGGUCGCGGUCCUUGUCCUUCAGGAAAUCCAGUAAGCCUCACACUUGAGCAGAAAGAAGAGUUGAUCAAGACAACCUCUGUUCGACUAGAGGAAAAAUAUCUCAAAUACUGUGAAAAUGCCGGUCCUCUAUAUGUAAGUGAUGGCUUUUCUUGGUUCCUUAUCUUAGUUGGUGUAACUAUAAAGGCGGCACAACAUCAGUGGCCCCGGUAUAUUCUUAUAAUUUCAUUCCAUUGGUUGUUACUGAUACUGGAAAUUGUAGUGGGUAGCAGGUACAGUGGCACGUCUCAUCUUUGCAAAGAUGUCAUUAAUAAUCUAUCACCCGUUGAUCCAGCCGGGUAAGCCUCAGUGCUUAUCUCCGCAUACUAAGGAUCGUCUUCUCACGUCGUCUAUCGAAAUCAUUGAGUAUUCGAGAAUAUUAGAAACCGAGGCUAGUACCAAGAAAUGGGGUUGGCUAUUCCGCACUUAUGUACGUAUAUGGAAUAUGUUGAUCUCUGUAUACCAAACACUACUGACUUGCGCGUCUAUAGGUACAAUGGCAUGCCAUUGCCUUCAUUCUUGGUGAACUUUCCAUCCGGAGAAAUUCCCCGCUCGUGGAGCGAGCCUGGCAAGCAAUCGACAGUGCAUUUGAUGAUUGGAGCGAUGCUGUUGGCAGCAGCAAACGCGGCAUGUUUUGGCAACCAAUGCGAAAGCUCAUGGCAAGAGCUCGUAGAAAGCGAGAAGAGAACAUGACUUCGAUGGAAGAAGAAAACGAUAAAGAUCAUUGGGAAGGAGCUCCUCAUGAAUGUAUUACCGCCAUGCGCAGAACUCAAGCGCUCAUAAAUAGCGAGGCCGAAUCACCACCAGUAGAAACGGAAGAACCUCAAAACUACCUAAACCAAGAACAAAAUCAUAGCAAUAAUUUCGACACCAAUGUUUCUCCCCAGGUUGUGGGUAUGGGUAUGCUAGCUCCCGAGCAGGUACAACAUCAACUCCAGAUACAGCAACAACAGCAGCAAUUACAAGGCCAAAAUCAAAUACCCUGGAUAAUGGAUGAUAAUGCAUUAUUGGAUCUUGAUAUGAGUGCCCUUAAUGGAGAUGUUAGUUGGACAGGUUGGGAUGAUUUGGCUAGAGAUUUCCAAAAUCAGACAGGACAACAAGUACCGGACGCAAAUGCCUUGGGAGGGGCGGGAAAUUGGUGGUAAAGACCUUUCAUCUCCAUUAUUUAUCACGAGUCAGCAGGGGUUUCCUUUUGAAUAGACGAGAUUUCCUUCAGGGGGAUUUGAAGAGUACAUCAUUACGGGAGAACCAUGAUUUAUAUACAACUUGGGCUUCGGCAGCAUUGGUGUUAUGGGUUUGUCUGCAUAGAAUAAUCAUUUUUGGGUUAGGAGUGAAGGACAUUGAUUGAAUAGGAGUGGGAUUUUUGGGACCUAAAAUGAGUUUGGUUUGUAUUUACAGCUUCUGACGGCUGUUCUCUGACUGAUUUCUAGAAAGGAUAUAUAUAUAUGUCUCGCUCCAAGCACCGGAAUUAUACCAUACCGGCGUUUUUGAUAACUUAUCGAAAUGUCGAUUUUCUAUACGCGUUCGGAUAUAUUAGAGUGAUUAAUCUUGAUCUUGAUCUCUUCGAGUAACUAGUUAUAUUUCGAGGACGCAUUUCAGAAACUAGAUUAAGUGAUUAUAUAGAUAGAGGUAAA